Molecule: messenger RNA, 951 nt
Organism: Oppia nitens
Lineage: Eukaryota; Metazoa; Arthropoda; Arachnida; Sarcoptiformes; Oppiidae
Product: pre-mRNA-processing factor 39-like
Exons: 4
Coding region: 37-951 (304 amino acids)
Biological process (GO): mRNA 5'-splice site recognition; RNA processing
Cellular component (GO): commitment complex; U2-type prespliceosome; U1 snRNP
Molecular function (GO): protein binding
Source: RefSeq, a predicted model, not a curated record
UGUGUGUUUGAGCUAACAUUGAAAGAAAUAACAGAAAUGAAGUACUUUGAAGACAAUAUUAAGAGACCAUACUUUCACAUCAAUGCCUUAGAUAUACAACAAUUAGACAAUUGGACUAAAUAUUUGAAUUGGCAAAUCAAACGCAACAUUACAUCCAAAGUUAUCCUAUUGUUUGAGAGAUGUCUUAUUACAUGUGCUCUCUAUGAACACAUGUGGGUCUGGUACACAAACUAUUUAAUAGAAAAGAGAUAUGAAAUGAUAAAAACAGGUAAUGAGUUUUCAGAAAACUUUGAUAUAAAUGCCAUAAGAGAUGUGUUUAGGAAGUCUACUGAAAUACAUUUGAGAAAGUCUUUUAAAUUACACAAUUUGUGGGCACUUUUUGAGGAACGGGAAGGAAAUAUCAAUGAAGCGCUCGCUAUUUUAGACAACUAUCAGUCAGCAAAUCCACAAUUUAUUGAAUCAAUUGUCAGUAAAAUUAAUUUAUUUCACCGAAAGGGUGAUAUAAAUGAAGUGCACUUACAGUWUGAGUCGGCAAUUGACAAGUUUUGCGAUUUCCCAAAACUCUGUUCCCAUUUAUCGAUAAGAUAUAGUCGUUUCCUCUUUAAGAUCGUUGGCGACACUCAACGUGCGGUCGAUGUGUUGAACAAUGCACUCAAAAUUGAUUCAAACAAUUAUAACCUAUACUUGCGAUUGAUUGACAUUGAAUAUCAAAAGUCAGAUCUGGAUGUAAGCAAAAUUGAGGACUUAUUUGAACUAAUGAUCACCAAAACUGAUUCACAACACAUAAAGUUAUCGAUGACACAAAGGAAACUGGAAUUCAUGCAAGACUUUGGCUUCAGUUGUCUUAAAAUUCAGGCGACAAUCAAUCGCUUACAGAAUCUGAUGCAUGGCUUUGACGAGACAUUAGUUGAUAUAAAAUCAGCAAAUUUUAAACGAUUUAAAAAUCAAUGA